Nicotiana attenuata is the source of this 3815-nucleotide messenger RNA. RefSeq names its product serine/threonine-protein phosphatase BSL3-like. The transcript has 22 exons. Gene Ontology annotation, molecular function: protein binding; phosphoprotein phosphatase activity. The record is from RefSeq and is a predicted model, not a curated record. Gene Ontology annotation, biological process: brassinosteroid mediated signaling pathway. NCBI's taxonomy places the organism in Eukaryota, Viridiplantae, Streptophyta, Magnoliopsida, Solanales, Solanaceae. Bases 280 to 3216 code for a protein of 978 amino acids.
CUGAAAAGUAAAAACAGGUAUUCCAGCGCCGUCAUUUCGUCAAAUAAUCAUCGGAUUCUCAGCCCCGCACUCUGUAGAGAGAGAGAAACGAAAAUCAGAGAAAGAUUUUUCUAGAGAGAGAAACUGUAUGUAUUGGUAGAGAGAGAAAGCAUCUUGCAAUACUCCAAUAUUCUCUCUCCUUCCUUUUUUUCGAAUUCCAGGGGCUUAAUUGUAAUUUCAGGCAUUUGAAUCGGAGGAUCUGAUACUAGGAUUUAGAGUUUCGGAUUUAGGGUUUCAGAUAUGGACGUAGAUUCUUCGAUGCCGUCGGAACCCGAUCAGGAUCCGAAUAACAGCGGUCCGACAUUGGAGCAGCCUAAGGACACGUCACCGGCCGGUGAAUCUCCGGUUACUACUGCUCCGGUUGCUGGGCCGAGGUGUGCUCCGACGUACACGGUAGUGCAGGCUGUUAUGGAGAAGAAGGAAGACGGUCCCGGACCGAGGUGUGGGCACACGCUAACGGCGGUUCCGGCAGUUGGAGAGGAGGGUAGUUCGAAUUAUAUUGGUCCUAGGCUUAUUCUAUUUGGCGGUGCUACUGCGCUUGAGGGGAAUUCUGCUGCUUCAGCACCAGCUCCUUCUUCUCCUGGAAGUGCUGGAAUUCGCUUAGCAGGGGCUACUGCUGAUGUGCACUGUUAUGAUGUUUUGACAAAUAAAUGGUCUAGGCUCACUCCAAUUGGAGAGCCCCCGACGCCGAGGGCUGCUCAUGUUGCUACAGCAGUAGGAACUAUGGUUGUCAUUCAGGGUGGGAUUGGUCCAGCCGGUUUGUCAGCUGAGGAUCUUCACGUUCUGGACCUUACACAACAACAACGACCACGAUGGCACAGGGUUGUGGUCCAAGGACCUGGUCCAGGACCUCGUUAUGGACAUGUCAUGGCUUUGGUAGGGCAAAGAUAUCUCAUGGCAAUCGGUGGAAAUGACGGAAAACGGCCUCUAGCAGAUGUUUGGGCUUUGGACACUGCUGCAAAGCCAUAUGAAUGGCGAAAAUUGGAACCAGAGGGUGAAGGUCCUCCUCCUUGCAUGUAUGCAACUGCAAGUGCACGCUCUGAUGGUCUUCUUCUGCUUUGUGGAGGGAGGGAUGCCAAUAGUGUGCCACUAGCAAGUGCAUAUGGACUGGCCAAACAUAGAGAUGGGCGUUGGGAAUGGGCCAUUGCUCCUGGUGUGUCACCAUCUCCUAGAUAUCAGCAUGCGGCAGUUUUUGUUAAUGCUCGGCUCCAUGUUUCUGGAGGUGCUCUUGGUGGUGGACGCAUGGUGGAGGACUCUUCCAGUAUAGCUGUUCUUGAUACUGCUGCAGGAGUGUGGUGUGACACAAAAUCUGUUGUCACCAGUCCUAGAACAGGCAGAUACAGUGCAGAUGCAGCGGGGGGAGAUGCCGCAGUUGAAUUGACCAGGCGGUGUAGGCAUGCGGCUGCCGCUGUUGGUGACUUGGUAUUUAUCUAUGGUGGUUUGCGUGGCGGGGUACUGCUAGAUGACUUGCUUGUCGCUGAAGACUUGGCUGCUGCUGAAACAACAAGUGCAGCUUCACACGCAGCCGCUGCAGCUGCAGCAUCUAAUAUGCAAGAAGGAAGGAUAACCGGAAGGUACGGAUAUGGUGAUGAAAGAACAAGGGAAACUGUUCCAGAGGCAGUUAAUGAUGGUUCAGUUGUAUUGGGAAAUCCUGUUGCACCCCCUGUAAAUGGUGAUAUGUUUACUGAUAUAAGCACUGAAAAUGCUGUGCUUCAAGGAUCUCGGAAACUCGGCAAAGGUGUUGAAUACCUCGUGGAGGCCUCUGCAGCAGAAGCAGAGGCCAUUACUGCUGCACUAGCGGCUGCCAAAGCUCGACAACAAGGUAAUGGGGAAGUCGAACUUCCAGAUAGGGAUCGCGGAGCGGAGGCAACACCAAGUGGUGAACAGGCAUCUACCUUGAUCAAACCUGAUUCAAAUAAUUCGACGCCCACUGGAGUUAGGCUGCAUCACCGUGCUGUGGUUGUAGCUGCAGAGACUGGGGGUGCCCUAGGUGGUAUGGUGCGACAACUUUCAAUUGAUCAAUUUGAAAAUGAAGGCAGGCGAGUAAGUUAUGGAACUCCAGAAAAUGCAACAGCAGCAAGAAAACUCUUGGAUAGACAAAUGUCUGUCAACAGCGUUCCCAAAAAGGUGAUUGCCCAUCUUUUGAAACCUCGAGGUUGGAAGCCGCCUGUCAGACGGCAAUUUUUCUUGGAUUGCAAUGAGAUAGCUGAUCUCUGUGAUAGUGCAGAAAGAAUAUUUUCCAGUGAACCUAGUGUUUUACAGCUAAGGGCUCCUAUUAAGAUAUUUGGUGACUUGCACGGGCAAUUUGGGGAUCUCAUGCGCCUUUUUGAUGAGUAUGGUUCCCCAUCAACUGCUGGGGACAUAGCGUACAUCGAUUAUCUCUUCUUAGGAGAUUAUGUUGAUAGGGGCCAGCACAGUUUGGAGACCAUGACUCUUCUCCUUGCUUUAAAGGUGGAGUAUCCCCACAACGUUCAUUUAAUUCGAGGGAACCAUGAAGCGGCAGAUAUUAAUGCUCUUUUUGGCUUCCGAAUUGAGUGCAUUGAACGCAUGGGUGAGAGAGAUGGAAUCUGGGCUUGGCAUCGGAUCAAUAGGUUGUUCAAUUGGCUUCCUCUGGCAGCACUAAUUGAGAAAAAAAUAAUCUGUAUGCACGGUGGUAUUGGAAGGUCAAUUAAUCAUGUAGAACAGAUAGAGAAUAUACAGCGUCCUAUCACCAUGGAAGCAGGGUCAAUUAUUUUGAUGGAUUUGUUAUGGUCUGACCCAACAGAAAAUGAUAGCGUUGAAGGAUUAAGACCAAAUGCAAGAGGUCCUGGAUUGGUUACUUUUGGGCCUGAUCGUGUGAUGGAAUUUUGCAACAACAAUGAUCUUCAACUAAUAGUGCGAGCACACGAGUGCGUGAUGGAUGGCUUUGAACGAUUUGCUCAGGGUCAUUUAAUUACUCUUUUUUCAGCCACCAAUUACUGUGGUACUGCUAAUAAUGCUGGUGCAAUCUUGGUAUUGGGUAGAGAUCUUGUUGUGGUUCCAAAACUUAUUCACCCACUGCCACCAGCAUCACCUGAAAAUUCACCUGAGCGUAUGGAAGACACUUGGAUGCAGGAACUAAAUGCUAACAGACCACCUACGCCAACUAGAGGUCGUCCUCAAACUGCCAAUGAUCGAGGUUCUCUUGCUUGGAUUUAGAUAGUAGUGAAGAUUGAUCCCUACACUUCAGGUUCAUGCUAACGUCGGGAAAUUCCAGUUACAUGUACAUAGCAUGAUGCCAUUUCGAAAAUGGCAGAGUUAUAGAUAUCUUCUUGAAGAGAUGAGGCAUCGCUGCCCUAGGGGUCUUCGACAGAAUUGACAGGCCUCAGACACAGCAAUAUUGGAUAUCACGGAUUAGGUGCACCUGUUAAUCUUGCUGGAAGCAGUAUAGAAUUGCCCGUUGUAAAUUGAGCCACAGGCAGGUAGAAGGAAUUAAAGUCUUCCCCCGUUAUCAAGGGUCUGUAGUGCUGGAUUUUGUUUUAUUUAUUUUACUUUUCCAUUGGUAGUGAUAUAUAUGUUUUUCCUCGUUUAGGUGUAUUAUUUUUGUCUAUGGUAAAAGAGGCGUUGAGGUCCCCUAUAAUAUUAUUGGUGAGAUAUAUAAUCCUGAAAUCUUAGUGGGCGUUCUUGUAUCAUAGAGAGUGUGAGUUUGUGUAAUUUGUGAUGAUACCUUGUACAAUGUAAGUAUUUUUGAAGAAGAGAAGCUUUCUAUCACUAGACAAUGAGAAAGAGGAGGAAUAGCUGACUCUUUUAUUUUUCUA